AGGCUAUGUACGAUUUAACGUCCAAAUGAACAUAGGCUAAAAGAACUGCAGGAUAAUAAUUUAUUGAAACGCUUAAUUUAAGGAUUAAUCUGUGCACGUAAUGUAGUAACGUUUGUGCAAAAGGAAAUUGAUAUGUGUAAUUGAUAUGCACGCUUCGGCCUUUCGAAUUUAAGUUUUAUCUGCACCCAUGCCUUUCGAUAUUUACUGAUCGUGUUAAAAUUCCCAACAAUAGAAAUCCAAAACGCCUCGUGUCUAUAACCGGAAGUGGAAAUAGCUAUUGAUCUGGUUGAGUCACAUAUACCGUGUAUUCUUGAAAUAUUGCUAACACAAGCUUACAGAAACAUAUGCGUCAUGCAAAAUAGACUAUACCAUAGGCGACGAGAAGGAAUUGAAAAACAGUGAUUUUUAUGAAAGAAGGGCAAACAGCAUGUUGGAAAUACAUCCUAAAUUUAGUUUGAAAGGGAAGGAAAGGUGGCGAACGUCAAAGCGAAAUAUAAAAUGGUAUAUUUUGUUAGCAAUCGUUGUUUUUAUAUUUUUCUGGACUUUCGUAAAAAUGCGAAAAUUAGAAUGGUCGCCGUCGAUUCAAAAUAGUGUAUCUGUGAAAUAUGGAGGAUAUGAGAACAUUCGCGGAUCAUCGCCAUUGAAAUUGCGUUGCACUACUUGUGCUCUUGUCACCAACUCCGGGCACACAAUCGGAUCGUACUUGGGGCGUCAAAUAGAUCAAACCGAUUGCGUAUUUCGGUUGAAUCGAGCUCCCGUUACAGAUUACGACGAUGACGUGGGGAGCAAAACUACAAUACGCGUGGUGUCAAUGAGAAAUCUUAAUGCAACUUUAAGCAACGAAUCUCUCAGAAAAUCACUUGGUGAUGUUGUUAUAGUGUACAGCAGACAUAAGAAAAGUGAACAUGCUGUCGCCCAGAACAAAGUUCGGCGUUUGAUUUCCGAAAAUAAUAUCGAGGCAUCUAUUUUUAUGAUAACGGAUGAAACACUGAAGAUAAUAGAUGGAACAUUUCGCGACCAUGUUUAUUUGGGAUCGAAUAAGGCAAUUACAACAAAAAACUUGCCAACGACAGGGUUUACUGCCUUUACAACUGCAAUGGAAAUAUGUCAAAACCGGUUGGACAUUUAUGGUAUGGUCCCCCCAUAUCACUGCUUGAAAUAUAUGAAUACAUAUGAUGCUCCAUACAGCUAUUUUCCCCCAGGAAACCAAAUUCCAGGCUGCAAAAGAGAGAAUAGUUAUGGGAAGCGCUAUGCAAGUUCACAUAUUUUCACGGAGGAAGCCAUAGCUAUUCGGGAUUUAACACAAGACUGCAGUGAAGUCAGAUUUUUCUCUCCAGACUGGAAGAAAAACUGAGUGAGCAGUAACCGUCUCACGGGAUGGCCAUUGACUGGCGAACAAGGCAUCUCGCGAGCAUAUAAAAUUUUGUACUGUCCCAAUAACAAUUAAUCGACCUUAAACUAAAUAAUAAACGGAACUCGGAGACUCUAAGUCCAUUUUAUAAUUUGCAAUAUUUAUCCAUUUCACUAAUCCGAUUUUGGAUGCACUGUGAUGUUCAUGUUAUUAUUAUUCUUUACAUAUUUCAAAUACCGCAUUUAUUAUAUUAUCAUCAAGCGAUAUCGAAUAUUAAAAAAACAUUUUGACAGUAAUAUUGUGUUGGGGCUUCA
This is a messenger RNA of Styela clava, 1665 nucleotides long. RefSeq names its product alpha-N-acetylgalactosaminide alpha-2,6-sialyltransferase 5-like. Gene Ontology annotation, molecular function: alpha-N-acetylgalactosaminide alpha-2,6-sialyltransferase activity. The record is from RefSeq and is a predicted model, not a curated record. NCBI's taxonomy places the organism in Eukaryota, Metazoa, Chordata, Ascidiacea, Stolidobranchia, Styelidae. Gene Ontology annotation, biological process: ganglioside biosynthetic process.